This is a messenger RNA of Solanum stenotomum, 636 nucleotides long. Its product is annotated as agamous-like MADS-box protein AGL62. The coding region runs from base 1 to 636 and encodes 211 amino acids. The record is from RefSeq and is a predicted model, not a curated record. The transcript has a single exon. Gene Ontology annotation, molecular function: RNA polymerase II cis-regulatory region sequence-specific DNA binding; protein dimerization activity; DNA-binding transcription factor activity, RNA polymerase II-specific. Lineage: Eukaryota; Viridiplantae; Streptophyta; Magnoliopsida; Solanales; Solanaceae. Gene Ontology annotation, biological process: positive regulation of transcription by RNA polymerase II.
AUGAGAAGACUUAAUGGCCGCAGAAGAAUUACAAUCGCGAGGGUGCAAAAUUCAAGAAAUAGACAAGUUACGUUCUCAAAACGACGUAAUGGCCUAUUUAAAAAGGCAAGUGAGCUAUGUACUUUAUGUGGUGCUUAUGUUGUUGUUGUGAUUUUUUCUUCUAGAAACAAAAUAUACUCAUGUGGACAUCCUUCCGUCGAAUUUAUUGUGGAUAAAUUUCUUGGAGAGAAUCCUCAACCAGAUACUGAUGCUUCUAACCCCGACACUGAUUCUCCUAACCCCGACACUGAUGCUCCUAACCCCAUCGUUGUAACUCAUCAAAAUGCCCAUGUUGAUGAGAUCAAUAAAAAACUAAACAAAUUGGAGAAUUCACUCAAAAGAGAAAAGAAAUAUGGAGAAGCUCUUCAAGCAUUAAGGAAUGAACUUCCAUAUGAAAAACUCGGCUUUCUUAACCUUACAAAAUUGAGUGAGGCUUUGGAAGCUGCAGAUGAAGAAGUUGAAAGAGUAGCCAGCCAACUUAGGGAGGGUAAUAUUGAAUUUCCAUAUCAAAUCAUUGGAAGUGCCCUUGCUCCUUUAAGAGUUGAGGAAAACAUUUCGUCCGAUCCCGAUGAAGGGUCAUCUGGAUCCCAUGAAUAG